AUGGAGGAGAGGAACCAUAGUUUGGUCACCAGCUUCAUCCUCCUGGAGUUCACCACCGACCCAACGCUGCAGCUUCUCUUGUUCCCAGUGUUCACCUUAAUCUACAUCAUCACACUCGUGGGCAACGUCACCCUCAUUAUGGUGAUAUGCCGCAGCUCACAGCUCCAUACCCCAAUGUACUUCUUCAUUGGGAACUUGUCCUUCCUGGAUCUCUGGUAUUCCUCCAUCUACAUCCCCAAGAUCCUCCUGAACUGCAUCUCCGAGGACAAGAGCAUCUCCUUUGCUGGGUGUGCUGCUCAGUUCUUUGCCUCCGCUGGCUCAGCCGGUAUCGAGUGCUACCUGCUGGCAGCGAUGGCCUAUGACCGGUACGUGGCCAUCUCCAACCCGCUGCUCUACACCGCUGUCAUGUCCAAGAAGCUGUGCAUGGGGCUGGUGGCUGCCUCCUACCUCACUGGCUUUGCCAACUCCAUCCUCAUUACCAGCCGCACAUUCAACCUCAGCUUUUGUGACUCCAAUAUAAUUGAUGACUUCUUCUGCGAUUUGCCCCCCGUGGUGAACCUCUCCUGUGAUGUGACAGACAGCUACCAGCUGCUCCUGUAUUUCAUCCUGACCUACAACAUCAUCAUCCCCUCCGUGCUCAACCUCACGUCCUACGCCUCCAUCCUGGCUACUGUCCUGAAGAUGCGUUCGGCUGUGGGGCAGUGGAAAGCCUUCUCCACCUGUGCCACCCACCUCACCUCUGUCACCAUCUACUACAGCUCCAUCCUCUUCAUUUACGCCCGGCCCAGCUCCAGCUUUGUGGGGAGGAACAAGGUGGUCUCUGUGUUUUACACGGUGGUGAUCCCCAUGCUGAACCCCUUCAUCUACAGCCUGAGGAACCAGGAGGUGAAGGAGGCACUGAAGAGACUGAUGAGGGGACAGACAGCUUCCUAA
Columba livia (rock pigeon) is the source of this 933-nucleotide messenger RNA. RefSeq names its product olfactory receptor 9G19-like. Gene Ontology annotation, biological process: G protein-coupled receptor signaling pathway; sensory perception of smell. Gene Ontology annotation, cellular component: membrane. The transcript has a single exon. The record is from RefSeq and is a predicted model, not a curated record. NCBI's taxonomy places the organism in Eukaryota, Metazoa, Chordata, Aves, Columbiformes, Columbidae. The coding region runs from base 1 to 933 and encodes 310 amino acids. Gene Ontology annotation, molecular function: G protein-coupled receptor activity; odorant binding; olfactory receptor activity.